Molecule: messenger RNA, 1086 nt
Organism: Pogoniulus pusillus (Red-fronted tinkerbird)
Lineage: Eukaryota; Metazoa; Chordata; Aves; Piciformes; Lybiidae
Gene: SPATA22
Product: spermatogenesis associated 22
Exons: 8
Coding region: 1-1086 (361 amino acids)
Biological process (GO): regulation of meiotic cell cycle; meiotic DNA repair synthesis; gamete generation
Source: RefSeq, a predicted model, not a curated record
AUGAAAAGGGGUCUAGCUGACGCUUCAGCUCGCAGCACAGCAGGUUGUCUGCCUGUACCUCUGUUCAAUCAGAAAAAAAGAAAUAGACAGCCUCUGACUUCAAAUCCACUUGAAAAUGAGCCAGGUUCUGGGACUCCUACUUAUGACUUUUCUCCCACAUCAUUUGACUGGGGAGCUGCAAACCCAAAAGUGGCUGAACUACAGAAAGCAACAAACAAUGGCCAAACAGAACAUCCGGUGCCUCCUUCCCUUAUGAAACCACCAAAUGCAUCAAAGCUUAAUCUAGCAAGUGCUGGAAAAAACAUGUAUGCCUGCAGGGCAGAGGAGAAGGCUCCCAGUACGAAGGUUUGGAACAGAAAUAAGUACACUCCUUUAACUAACACAACAAAUUCAAGAUCUGAUAAUGGGACUGCUCAAAAGUUUGAAAACCUUUCCAAUAGUUUGAAAACUGCUCAGCAGCAAAAACUCCCUGGUAACCGUAAUUCAUCUCAGCACAUCAAAACAACCAGCCAACCGUCUACAUCUCAAGGACAGUGGCCAGUGAAAUCUAACACUGCUUCAAGAAGUCUGCAGGAUCCUAAUCUGGCAUAUAAAUUUAACAACAAUAUUCAGCAAAAUAAAAUGAAUGGAAACCAACUUGAUUGUGUUCCAGAAGACAAAAGUCAGGAAUUUGCAUCAUCUCAAUCAAAAUUUAAAGAAAAAAAGAACUCUUUGCGGAUCAUAUCUGCAGUCAUUGAAAGUAUGAGGCACUGGAGUCAGUACACUUACAAAACUGCAUUGCUAUUUGAAGUUUUAGGCACGCUUGAUUCUGCAGUCACACCUGGAGCGUAUGGGGCAAAGAACUUUCUUUUGAGAGAUGGGAAGGAGAGUCUGCCUUGUGUCUUUUAUGAAAUUGACCGGGAGCUUCCAAGGCUAAUUAGAGGUCGAGUGCACAGGUGCAUGGGAAACUAUGAUGCAAAAAGGAACAUUUUCAAGUGUGUCUCUGUAAGACCAGCAACUAUUCAAGAACAAAACACUUUCCAAGAUUUUGUUAAAAUUGCAGAUGUGGAGAUGACAGCAUAUGUGAAAACAAUGAAUGAAAUGUAA